Aspergillus alliaceus is the source of this 1394-nucleotide messenger RNA. Its product is annotated as UbiA family prenyltransferase. The record is from RefSeq and is a predicted model, not a curated record. Gene Ontology annotation, molecular function: transferase activity, transferring alkyl or aryl (other than methyl) groups. Gene Ontology annotation, cellular component: membrane. Bases 250 to 1335 code for a protein of 361 amino acids. NCBI's taxonomy places the organism in Eukaryota, Fungi, Ascomycota, Eurotiomycetes, Eurotiales, Aspergillaceae. The transcript has a single exon.
AUAAACUGAUUUCACUAAGCAGAUAGAAUUAUCUCAAUCUAGCCAGAUUAGUUAUGGUGAGGUUGACUUGACUAGGGUAAUUCGGUCUACGCCUUAGUCUAUAUCUACGCAAAGUCUUUGUGUGCGGAAUCCCUAAUUUCUUCUGAGCCCUUCAUCAACUGGGCUUCUGAAGUCUAUCAUGAGAGAUAGGCAGUGACUGAUCGAUCGAUUGAUUAUUUAUGAUGCAAGCCAGUGUUUUUUUGUAUCGAAAUGUCUGCCACUACCACUACCCAAUGCCUGACCCUUUCCACGCCGACCAUCCAACCUCUCCAAAAAGACCAUGCAAUCCCAAAGAGUGCCAAUGAAUUCCUUCGCCAAGUUUUGCAUCAUGAAUUCCUCAUCACAGCGCGAUUGCUCAGGGCCAACAUCCGUGAAGGCCUAGUCCUCCCCAUCAUCGGUCUCAUCGCCCGCUUCCUACCCGCGCCAGAUCUCCUACUGACGACCCCCUGGACUCAUCUUGCCAUGGUACUUGUCAAGACCUUCUUCUGCUUCGUGUGCCACCUGUACGUGUUCGAGAUCGUCAACCAAGCCCUCUCCGUCGAGGAAGACAUCGCCAAUAAGCCGCAUCGGCCGAUCCCAGCAGGCCUGCUCAGCAUCCCCGGUGCCUACAGGCGCUGGCUGCUCAGCUGGGCCAUCUGUCCAGCCGUUGCUAGUCACAUUGCCGGUCCGGAAGCUGCAAGGCUCUUCGGAGCAUAUCAAGCCUGGGUAUACUUUUGCUAUGUCUGGCCAAAAAUAAACCAUUGGAUCCUCCGGAACGCAUUUGCAUCCAUUGGCACUUAUAACAUGUUUCGGCUCGUGGAUACCAUCAUCCACAGCGAGAUACCCUCGUUCCCGGUCAUGUCAACGAAGGACCUCCUUGUCUUGUCUCUGUGGGUCAUGGCAACUGUACAUAUGCAGGAAUUCCAUGAUGCCGAGGGUGACAGGCGAAUGAAGCGAAAGACACUCCCGGUUGUGGUUGGACCUCAGAGGGAACGCGUCCUCCGGGCGGGGACAGCGUUGCUAGUCACCGGUCCGGGGAUUGUGCUCUUGAUCACCACGGCGUCCUACUAUGCCCAGAGAAUUUCCUUCGCGCUUGGUCACUGGACGUUAGCUGGGCUGGUUGUGACGUGCAUCCUGCACAAUAUCUUCGCAUGCGUAGUCGGAUUCCGAUGCAUCCGGCACGGUGACGUCGCCUUUGAUCGCAAGACCUAUAAACGGUUUUAUAUGUUGGCGGCAUAUACCAUGGUCUGCUACUUGUCCUUCUGGCAAGUGGCACAGAAAGAAAUCUCCAAGGAAUGGAUCUUGAUGAAACAGUAGGUCGCCAAGGAUAACGAUGACAGUAGUCCCACGGACACUCCACGCAAAGUAAAUAUAAC